AUGGAGUACUCGCCGAAGCUUGCACUGCUCUUCGUUCUGGCGUCCGCGAUGGCGGCCGCCGUCGUCAUGGCCCAAAACUCGCAGCAGGACUUCGUGGACCUCCACAACGCUGCGCGCGCCGACGUGGGCGUCGAACGGCUCGCCUGGAACAACACCGUGGCAGCGUGGGCGCAGGAGUACGCGGAGACGCAUCUCAGCGACUGCAAACUUGAGCAUUCUCCGGCGGGCCGGCCGUACGGCGAGAACCUCUACGGAGGAGCCGGCGGUGGGGCUAGCUGGUCGGCGGUGGACGCCGUGAACUCGUGGGUGUCGGAGAAGGCGGGCUACGACCACAGCAGCAACACCUGCUUGACGGAGCCAUGCGGGCACUACAAGCAGGUGGUGUGGCGCAGGUCGACAGAGAUCGGCUGCGCCCGCGUGGUCUGCAACAGCGGCGACGGCGUUUUCAUCAUCUGCAGCUACUACCCACCGGGCAACUACCCUGGGCAGAGCCCCUACUAG
Messenger RNA from Lolium rigidum, 501 nucleotides. Its product is annotated as pathogenesis-related protein 1-like. The transcript has a single exon. Gene Ontology annotation, cellular component: extracellular region. Bases 1 to 501 code for a protein of 166 amino acids. The record is from RefSeq and is a predicted model, not a curated record. NCBI's taxonomy places the organism in Eukaryota, Viridiplantae, Streptophyta, Magnoliopsida, Poales, Poaceae.